Zea mays is the source of this 2540-nucleotide messenger RNA. RefSeq names its product pyruvate decarboxylase 3. Gene Ontology annotation, molecular function: pyruvate decarboxylase activity; magnesium ion binding; thiamine pyrophosphate binding. The record is from RefSeq and is a predicted model, not a curated record. NCBI's taxonomy places the organism in Eukaryota, Viridiplantae, Streptophyta, Magnoliopsida, Poales, Poaceae. The transcript has a single exon. Gene Ontology annotation, cellular component: cytosol. Bases 507 to 2336 code for a protein of 609 amino acids.
UUUAUUGCAUGAUCUAAUACAUGAUAUUAUAUGACUAAAACUGAGAUAUCUCGAUUAAAACGGGAAAAAUCGAAAACGUUCAAAUUGUUUCUGUCCAGUUUUUAUAUUUGUCUAAAACAAAAAAAAACGAUCGAAAUAUCUAAAUAUGAAUUUGAAUAGGUUAAUAUAGAAAUUGGUGUGAAACUAAACGGUAUAUAUCUCUAUCAUUGUCACCUCUAGUCACGCCAUGGAGGGAGUUUCAGGAGGUCACCAUGUCCAUGUGGUUCUCCGUCGGUCUUAAAAUGGUGGUGUUUUGUCACGUACAAAAUAAGGGAGUUAUUUGUAGUUCAAUAGACAAACGUUCAUGACUUGGUCCCCAAUCCCAUUUUAAUUAAAGCGUCGUGUUACACAAGUCAACCAAAGUCAAUCGCCGCGCUUAAUUUGCUCUCGCCCGCCCGCCCGCUACGUCUCCCAUUUCCUUAUUAAAAAGAACCAAAUCUAUCCAUGCAUGAAAGCAUCUCGUCUCCAUGGACACCAGCGGCAUCGUCGGGUCCGUGGACGGGCACAGGCCCGCGGCGAGCGGCGCGGUGGCCUGCCCUGCAUCCGGCGUUUCAGGCUUCAUCACGUCCACCGGCGGCGGCGGGGAGCCUCCUCCUAGGGACGCGACCCUGGGCCGGCACCUGGCGCGGCGGCUGGUGCAGGUGGGCGUGAGCGACGUGUUCGCCGUGCCGGGGGACUUCAACCUGACGCUGCUGGACCACCUGAUCGCGGAGCCCGGCCUCCGCGUGGUCGGCUGCUGCAACGAGCUCAACGCCGGGUACGCCGCCGACGGGUACGCGCGCGCGCGGGGCGUGGGCGCCUGCGUUGUCACCUUCACCGUGGGCGGGCUCAGCGUGCUCAACGCCAUCGCCGGCGCCUACAGCGAGAACCUGCCCGUGGUGUGCGUGGUGGGCGGGCCCAACUCCAACGACUACGGCACCAACCGCGUCCUCCACCACACCAUCGGCCUCCCGGACUUCUCGCAGGAGCUGCGGUGCUUCCAGCCCGUCACCUGCCACCAGGCCGUCGUCAACAACCUGGAGGACGCGCACGAGCAGAUCGACGGGGCCAUCUCCACGGCGCUCAGGGAGAGCAAGCCCGUCUACAUGAGCGUCAGCUGCAACCUGCCGGGGCUGCCGCAUCCGACGUUCGCCACGGACCCUGUGCCAUACUUGCUGGCGCCAAGGCCUAGCAACCUGACGGGUCUCGCCGCCGCCGUCGAGGCCACCGUGUCGUUCCUCGACAAGGCCGUGAAGCCGGUGGUGGUGGCCGGCCCCAAGAUCCGCGUGGCCAAGGCCGCCGCCGCCUUCGUGGAGCUGGCGGAGGCGAGCGGGUACGCGGUGGCGGCCAUGCCGUCGGCCAAGGGCCUGGUGCCGGAGACGCUGCCGCGGUUCCUGGGCACCUACUGGGGCGCCGUGAGCACGGCGUUCUGCGCCGAGAUCGUGGAGUCCGCCGACGCCUACCUCUUGGCGGGCCCCAUCUUCAACGACUACAGCUCCGUGGGCUACUCCAUCCUGCUCAGGAAGGACAAGGCGGUGGUGGUGCAGCCGGACCGCGUCACCGUCGGCAACGGCCCCACCUUCGGCUGCGUCAUGAUGAGGGACUUCCUGUCGGCGCUGGCCAAGCGCGUGCGCCCCAACACCACCGCCUACGACAACUACCGGAGGAUCUUCGUCCCCGGCGGGCAGCCGCCCGAGUGCGAGGCCGGCGAGCCCCUCCGCGUCAACGUCCUCUUCAAGCACAUCCAGAGGAUGCUCAGCGGCGGCAGCGCCGUCAUCGCGGAGACGGGAGACUCGUGGUUCAACUGCCAGAAGCUGCGGCUACCCGACGGCUGCGGGUACGAGUUCCAGAUGCAGUACGGGUCCAUCGGCUGGUCGGUUGGCGCGCUGCUCGGCUACGCCCAGGGCGCCCCCGACAAGCGCGUCAUCGCCUGCAUCGGCGACGGCAGCUUCCAGGUGACGGCGCAGGACGUGUCGACGAUGCUCCGGUGCGAGCAGAGGAGCAUCAUCUUCCUCAUCAACAACGGCGGCUACACCAUCGAGGUGGAGAUCCACGACGGGCCCUACAACGUCAUCAAGAACUGGGACUACACGGGCCUCGUCGACGCCAUCCACAACGGCCAGGGGAGGUGCUGGACCGCUAGGGUGGCCACGGAGGAGGAGCUCACGGCGGCCAUCGCCACGGCCACCGGCGACGACAGAAAGGACUGCCUCUGCUUCAUCGAGGUGGUGGUGCACAAGGAUGACACCAGCAAGGAGCUCCUGGAAUGGGGCUCCAGGGUCUCCGCCGCAAACUCCAGGCCACCCAACCCGCAGUAGCUUCCUUGUGUCAUCAUGAAAUAAAUGAAUGAAUAAUAGAUCAAAGUGGAUGGCGAAGUACUAGUAUAUUGUUAACAGGGAAAACCAAAUAUUGCUAGGAGCAAAGUAAAAAAAAUAACAUGCGAAUGUGGCUGCUGGGAUUCGAGCCCAGGUCUCUACGGCCACAACGUAGAAUUCUGACCACUAAACUACAGCCACUUUUAA